GAGCCAGUCUUGGCCUUGUGUCAACACGGAGCUGGUGGUGGCUUCGAGGAGGGGCAGGGGACGCCCAGCGGACUCGCGCGCAGUCCGAGGAUCUCAGGCGAGGCUCCGCUGCGGACGGGCGACGGGCAGCAAUGGCGGAAUCGGCGUCGGCUCGGCACAGGAGGAAGCGCCGUGCCACCCCCCUGGCCUCCUCCCCGCCACCCCCGCCGGCGCCGCCGGAGGACAGCUCCCACGCGCAGCCCACGGAGCUCCCGCUGCAGGAGCUCCCGCUGCAGGCCGUGGUGGCCGCCAUCCAGGCCGUGGAGAAGAAGAUGGAGGCCCAGGCCGCCCAGCUCCAGAGCCUGGAGAGGCGCAUGGAGACGGUCGAGAGGAAGCUGGCCGACUUCGAGAAGAUGACCUUGGAGUUCGGGAACCAGCUGGAGGGCAAGUGGGCCGUGCUGGGCACGCUGCUGCAGGAGUACGGGCUGCUGCAGAGGCGCCUGGAGAACAUGGAGAACCUGCUGAGGAACAGGAACCUCUGGGUGCUGCGGCUGCCCCCGGGCAGCGCGGCCGAGGCCCCCAAGGUGUCCCGGUCCCUGGACAGUGACGGCGUCUGUUUCUCGGAGCAGGAGUGGGAGAACCUGGAGGACUGGCAGAAGGAGCUGUACCGAAACGUGAUGAUGAGCAACUACGAGACGCUGGUCUCUCUGAAGGUCCUUGGCCAGCCGGAAGGAGAAGCGGAGCUGGGCACGGAGAUGCUGGGUGACUUGGAGGAGGAGGGCCUCGGUGGCGUCCACCCAGCCGGAGGCGUUAUGAUCAAGCAGGAGAUAGAGUCCCCGCAGAGACAGGAGCGGGCGGAGGACCUCCCCGGCGAGUUCCCGGGCGUGACGGAGGAGCAGGCCUUCCUGAGCCCAGUGCCGACUGAGCUCUGGAACGGCCAGGGCGCCUCUGUCCUCUUGGAAGCGGACCCCAGGGACACGAACCUCGAGGAGCCCGCGGACGGCAGCAGAGGCCCUGGCGGUGACAGAACUCUGGGCUGCCCCCCAAGGCAGAAGCCCAGCAGGCCGGUGCAGCUGGGCCAGGAGUGCGGGCAGGGCCUGAAGCUGCAGAGGGACCUUCCGGGCCCCUUCGAGUGUCCUGAGUGCGAGCUCAGCUACCGCUGCGAGCAGCAGCUGGCCACCUAUCUGCGGACCCACUCGGGGUGGGAGCCUCCCCCGGCGCCAGAGCCCGAGCCGGAGCCGGAGGAGAGCCUCAGGCCCAGGCCGCGGCUGAAGCCCCAGUCCAAGAGGACGAGGCAGCAUCAGUGUGACAUUUGCAUGAGGAGCUUCAGCUGCAGGGUGAGCCUGGUGACCCACCAGCGCUGCCACCUGCAGGAGGGGCCCAGUGGCGGCCAGCGCGUCCAGGAGAGGUUCUCGCCCAACAGCCUGGUCGCUCUGCCGGGCCACAUCCCCUGGAGGAAAAGCCGGAGCUCCCUCAUCUGCGGCUACUGCGGCAAGAGCUUCAGCCACCCGUCGGAUCUGGUGCGGCACCAGCGCAUCCACACGGGCGAGCGGCCCUACACCUGCCCUGAGUGCGAGAGGAGCUUUGUGCAGAAGCAGCACCUGCUGCAGCACCAGAAGAUCCACCAGCGUGAGCGCGGUGGGCUGGCUCUGGAGCCCGGAAGGCCCAAUGGCCUGCUUUAA
This is a messenger RNA of Phyllostomus discolor (pale spear-nosed bat), 1661 nucleotides long. RefSeq names its product zinc finger protein 212 (gene ZNF212). Gene Ontology annotation, biological process: regulation of DNA-templated transcription. The record is from RefSeq and is a predicted model, not a curated record. Lineage: Eukaryota; Metazoa; Chordata; Mammalia; Chiroptera; Phyllostomidae.